Molecule: messenger RNA, 3140 nt
Organism: Centropristis striata (black sea bass)
Lineage: Eukaryota; Metazoa; Chordata; Actinopteri; Perciformes; Serranidae
Product: OX-2 membrane glycoprotein-like
Exons: 8
Coding region: 374-1483 (369 amino acids)
Molecular function (GO): cell-cell adhesion mediator activity
Source: RefSeq, a predicted model, not a curated record
GGCUGCAGUUGCACAAAAUGACCACUAGAGGUCCUGCUUUCCUCAAAUGUACCGCAGAAGAAGAGUUGACGCCGUUUGAAAGCUCAUGGAGUUAAAUGCGGCAGCAGGAAACAGCACAGCUUAGUUCAGUGGUAGUUUAGUGUGAAGCAUGGACACUAAUGCUGCAGUCUCACUUUACCUGUAACACAGAACACCUCAGCUGCUGCACUUCUUCUUCUCUGGACUUUAUUCUGUCAGCGGCAGGCAGUAAGAUGCAGCUCCGACUGUGCUGACCAACAGCAGCUCAACAAGUCACAACACUGGACAGCUGACGGGCUGCAGCCUGGAUGUGAUUCUGGGUCAGAGUGUGAGUUGAAACCAGACUCAGAGUGCGAUGUGUGGACCUGCCCUGCCUCUGUGUCUGCUGCUCUGGACAGUAACGGCUGUUAUCAGGACGCAAGGUGAGGUCGUAGCUCCUGCCAGCCUGAGCGCCGAGGCCGGUCGCCCCCUCCUGCUCGGCUGCAACAUCACCACGGAAACGGGCGACAGCGUCCGGCAAGUUCGGUGGCUCUUCAAGGACAAGAAGGUCCUCCUGGCGUACGAACUAAGCGUGCCGCUCCUCGUCAGCCGCCAAGACCCCAACGUGCAGCUCACCGCCUCCCACAACCACGGCAGCUACAUCACCAUCAAGAGGGUGCGGUCUGAUGACGAGGGCUGCUACCAAUGCAUCUUUGACGUUUUCCCCAGCGGCCGGCAAGAAGGGAAGACGUGCAUCAGCAUCACUGGUAAAGUGCGCCAAGAGGGAAACAAGACAGUGGUGAGUGGGAAGCCGGCCACCCUGUCCUGCUGGUACAGCCUCCCUGAGAGGGUGCAGCAGGUGCUGUGGAGGAAGACGGCCGAGCAGGGCGACACCCAUACCGUGGCCUCCUACAAAAAGCACAGCCAGAGCAUAGACGAGCAGUACAGGGGCCGGGUCAGCUUGAGCCCCACGCUGAGCGACACCCAGCUGACCAUCCAGGCGGUCCGGACGGAGGACGAGGCCUGCUACACCUGCGAGUUCCACACCUUCCCAGACGGCACCAAGAGGGACGUCGCCUGCCUCUCCGUCUACGUUUUACCCAAACCAGAGGUGAGUCAUGUGACCCAGUCCUCGGGGAUCACUGAAGCUAACUGCACGGCUCAGUCCCGACCUGCAGCAGAGAUCAUGUGGAACGUCGGCGGAGACAACCGAACACUCGGACCGCCCAUUUCCUCCGCCGCCGACCAGGGCGACGGCACCACGGUGGUGACGAGCACGCUGUUCUUCCAGUCAGCGCUAUUCAGCGACGUGUCCGUCAAGUGCGUGGUGCAUCAUCCGGGUUUGGAGAAACCUCUGACGGUGGCCCUCAACACUAAUGUGGGUCCCGCCAUGGUCAUCCUCCUCUCGGUGUGCGGUGUGGCAGCGGUCCUCCUCCUGUGUCUGUGUGUGUGUCUCUGCAAGUGCUUCAUCUGUACUGACGACUGAUUUGGAGCCCGACGUCACAGCUGCUUUGAUGGCGGUCCAGCGGCGCUCUGAGUCUGACCUAGCUGCUCAGCACCGUGCCCUCCGGAUCGGGGAACAGAGCUUUCACAGAACUGAGCCAACACUGCUGGUUCUGCUCCCACGAGCUGGGAACGUCCCGCUAGGGCAGACACACUUCCUCCUGUCAUUCACUACAGAGUAAACGCAACUAAAACACUAUUUAAUGCUAGAUAGCACACUUAAUGUAGAACAUUUGCUUUGAUGAGUGAGGAAAUCUGUGUGUGUGUGUGUGUGUGUGUGUGUGUGUGUGUGUGUGUGUGUGUGUGUGUGUGUGUGUGUGUGUGUGUGUGUGUGUGUGUGUGUGUGUGUGUGUGUGUGUGUGUGUGUGUGUGUGUGUGUGUGUGUGUGUGUGUGUGUGUGUGUGUGUGUGUGUGUGUGUGUGUGUGUGUGUGUGUGUGUGUGUGUGUUCGGUCAAUUCUCAGAUGUUGAACAGUGUUAUAAGUUAUAUAUAUUUUUCAUUUAAGUUGAUAAAUCUAACUUGAGUAGAGUUUGUUCUGUUGGUGUAAUUUAAUUGAAAUAAAAUCUAAUUUAUCAUUUAAAAAAAAAACACAAAUCUUGCCUUAAAAAUACUGAAAACAUGAUUUAAAAAUAUUUUUUUUUCUAUGUCUAUUUUGCACGGCCUAAUAAAGAAAAGUAUUGUUGAUUGGGUGUUCCUAGAUAUUAUUUUUUGGAGUUUAAUGAUAAAAAAAAUCAGCUUUUCAUCAUCAGGUCACUGUGAGUGUGGUUUGAUCAAAUUUAACUGUCAUAAUCAAACAACCCCACAAUUCUCCUCAGAUGUGCACUUCAAAUCUGAACUAUCCCUUUAAGGUGGCUGAAGUUUCAGCUGUUCUUGGCCACCACUGCCUGAUUGCCACCAAAACGGCCACCACAGGGUGCUACGUCACCUGAAAACCCUCCAUUAGUGGUCGCCAGUGAGACAACCCUUUGAGUAAACUAGAAAAGAAAGAUGAUUAAAAGAAUGCCGUUGCCAAUUUUGAACUACAAGUUUACAGGAAUUCAAAGAGAAACGGGGGAUUGAGGCUAAAAUGUGACUUUUCGUGAACCAACCCUGGUGUGAGUCAGACUGAAAGGAUUGCUUUGAGCGGGAAAUAAUGAAAGGUUUGUUAUUUAUAGCUGCUGUGUUGUGCGGGGUGGUCGACCUGUAACCUUCAUACACUGCGUGGUAAACUCCGCCCAAACCAUUCCUGUAUGGAUGAACCCUGCAGCUGUGUGUGUGUGUGUGUUGUACUUGCAGAGCUGCACUAUAGGGGACACCAGUGUUAGAACUUUAUAUUAAUAUAGGCCUACAUGAGCUGUGUACAGUGUAGUUAAUAUUGUAGAAAAUGCCAUUUAUAUCUCAUUUAUUAGAAAAAAUAUAUAUAUAUAUUUUCUAUUAACAAUUAAAACUGCUGUUGGUUUGUUUUAAAGUCAAUUAUCUGUAUAUAAAGAAGAAUUAAAUGUUAAUAAAUGUUAAAAACAUGUAGUUGUUAAUAACCAUCUUCAGUGUUUUUUUGUAUUUUGGACAGUAUUCAUCUUUUUCGUGCCUGUAAAAGUUUAUAAAUACUUUCCUGUCAUAAAUCUGAAGUUAAAAGUGGAUUUCAAAAUAAAAGCUGAGACUUUA